Messenger RNA from Purpureocillium takamizusanense, 3059 nucleotides. RefSeq lists its product as uncharacterized. The coding region runs from base 959 to 2449 and encodes 496 amino acids. The record is from RefSeq and is a predicted model, not a curated record. The transcript has a single exon. Lineage: Eukaryota; Fungi; Ascomycota; Sordariomycetes; Hypocreales; Ophiocordycipitaceae.
GGGGUGCUUCUCCCGCCGCACUCCAUCCGUGACUGUUUGCUCGUCGGCGCUCCGGCGCAACAAAGCAGCUUUUGCCUUUGCGCCUGCUUCGCCGCGUCGUGGAACUCGACGUGGACCUUGAUGCCGCGAUUGCAGAGGUAUGACUGUUUCUGCCCUCCCAAGCCUCCCCCCUCCCCUCCGUCCUGGCUAGUUUGGGUGUGUUCCUCCCACCCUCUCCGUGACAAUUUGCCCCCCACCGGGCUCCAAAGGCUCCAGCACCAGCACCCGCCGGUCGCGGUGCGGUGGCACUAGGUAUCGUGAGGUGUCGGCUCCGCGUGUGUCUCCGUCGACCACGGCGUGGCUCAAGUGAUGGAUAGUAUAAGAAAGAAACCUCGCCCACCCGCCCUCUGCGUGGCAGAUCAUGUCGUCGGCCCAUCGUCAGUCUUCCCGAGCUGCCACGAGCAUCAUCCCCUCAUCACUGUGCCCGCUCUUCCCUGCCCUGGCCGGGCCUAAUUUAUAAUCCUCCUAUUUCUAAUACACGCCCGCGCCGCUUGCUUCUUGUAUCAUCUGCCUCGUCUUUUACGCCCUUGCUGCCAUUUCGCCAUCGGAUCGUUCACGAUUUUCCUCUUACGUCUAAUUGCCCCCUCUCGCGCUGCUCCAAUAGGCUUCUGCGCCCUCGGACAUUACCCUCGGGAACAAGUCAUCGGUCGCACUUGACGCGUUCCAGCUACCGUCUUAUUGGUUCUUGGUUGGCACCAUCGCCGUUGCAGUCGAAGCGAGGCUACGAACUGCUCUUCCGCAAGCCUGGCUUGGCCAAGAGCGCCCCUCAUCUUCUCGUGGCCAUAAGACGCUGCACCCGCGCGCAAAGCCUGGUCCCAAUUGAUCGAGCUCGAGAAACGGCCUGUCUUGAGCGCCUUGUCAUCUGCAUUGCAACUGCGGAUACGCUCUCUCUCGUCCAGGAACGGGGAAACGAGCCAAGAUGCCCAGCCCACCUACCGCAGGCGGCCUCGGGCCUCGUGUCGGAGGCCGCUCCAAGCCUGCUGCCCAGCAGAAGCUGACGAUUGACAUCAAAAUCGACCGACACUUCAACUCCAAGGUCUAUACGUCAGGGUCGACCAUCGCGGGACAGGCCACAGUCAAGAUGCAGCGAGACACUCCGUUCGACGACAUUGACAUCAUCUUCACUGGCAUUGCGGCAACUCGCCUUGACUUCGUCCAGCAAUAUCCCUCGCACUCGUUUCGCCCCUUCAUGAAGCUGCGUAUGCCAAUUCCGUCCUCUUCCAUCCCCGAUUCCAGGGUGUUUGAAGCCGGGAAGGCCUACUCCAUUCCCUUCCACUUCGUUGUCCCGCACCAGCUCACCCUGGGCGCCUGCAACCACCACUGCAGCAGUCCCGCUGUCCGGGAGCAGCACUUGCGCCCUCCUCCAACGGUGGGCUUCUGGGAGGCCGACGAUCAGGCGCCGGAGAUGGCGCAGGUCGAGUACGCCAUCAAGGCGAGAGCAUACCGUAGAGCUGAAGAUGGCAGUUCGACCAAGUUUAUGGAGGGGUAUCACAUGGUCAAGGUUCUUCCUGCGCAACCCGAAGACGCGCCCCUCGACAUCACAUCCAAGGAUGAGCGAUACAACUUGUCCAAGUCAAAGACGAUCCGCAAAAACCUGUUCGCCGCCAAGGCCGGCAAGUUGACUGCCACGGUCUCGCAGCCCCGCGCCGUGAUGCUCGCUGCUGACGGGCACGGUGCGGCGAGCUCGGCUGCCAGGAUUGAACUUCGCUUUGCUCCCACGUCGGCGGAAACAGCUCCUCCCAAGAUCAAUUCCAUCUCGGGCAAAAUCACGGCCGCCACCUUCUUUGGCGCUGCUCCUACGGACCUAUUGCCAAACUUGGGAAGCCGCGCGGCGUACACGGCGAACCCUUCGCUCAGCUACACGACCACCAACACACUUUUCUCCAACCCCAUUGACAAGAUGGGUUGGCAGCAGCGAAACACGAGCGGUCGACGUGACUCUGGCUACUCGAGUCUCGGUGUCGAGGAAGAUGCUUCCGAGACGGACUGCUCCGAAAGCCGUGGACGCGUCGGCAAGAGCAAGAACUCCAAAAAAUGCCCGAUCCAGCACCUAGCUGUCCUCGAGGUUCCCUUUAGCAUCCCGAUGACGAAUCGAAAGAUCUUUCUGCCGACCUUUCACUCUUGCCUAAUUUCUCGAACAUACACGCUGCACCUCAGCCUGUCUGUUGGGCCAACCAAUGCUGCCAUGACGCUAGCAGUCCCUUUGCAGAUUGGUGUGGAAACCACACACGAACCGCACUUCGACGACGGCUUGCCGAGUUUCGACACUGCCAUGGCAGAGGAUGAGGAUGCCGACAUUGAUGCGCAUCUGCAGCCACGCCUUUUCCGAAUUCCCGAAAUGAUCGCUCAGAGCAACAACCUGCUCCCUGGCUAUGAGGAAUUCGGCCGACGGACUGUUGCAGUCGCUUAAACAGAAACGUCGACGACGCCUUGUCUUACUUCGAUUUGCCGGCACCUAUUGCUUUUCUUUACCUUUUUCUCUUGGGUUUUAAUAGGGUUACCUGGUCUGGGUGAGCCCGGGGGUGGCACGAGGUAAUUAUUUGCUUUUAGCGACUUACGACUACUUACAAAUCCUGUCCGUGCUUUCACAUCAUGUCUCUGUCCCCAAAAGCGUCUUUUGCAACGAACCUUGCUUUUUCAUCAUACGUUCAUCAUGGUCUCUGUUGUCUUCAUUUGGGUGGCUUUUGCUAGCAGUUGCUUGAGGAAAGGACUCUGAUAUGCUUUAGAGCGCGGCGUUCUCGCAUCGGGUGAAUGGUGUGCACGCGUGAUGAGGGUGAUUGCACGUUUGCAGGAAUCAUGAUUGACGAUGAUAAUGAUGAUGGGUACAUUCAAUGACAGAGGGUGAUGCGGCUACCUUGAGCUCGAUGGCACUCGAGAAGGUAGGCGCAGUGAGAUUGAUAAUAUAUUACAACUGUUCGACGAGCUCGCUCCAGCAUCCCGGAUCUUUCUCUGCCCGGUUUCCUUCCUGACGUAUCCUUUAAUAGUAGGCCACGGAAGACGUGGCAAACGCUGCGUUGCGA